GUUGAUUUGGUCCCUUUGGUUCGCUGAUUGUUCUUUCUUUGCCCUAGUUCUCAAAAAUCCCUCUAUUCUGGCUCUACCUUCUUCUCAGGCAUCCUCCAUCGCGCCGCGAUCUCCGGUGUUGCCUGACAUAUUUCCAAUGGCGAAAGAGAAACUUAUACUGAUAUGUCAGUUUGGUGGAGAGUUUGUGAAGAAUGAAGAUGGUUCAUUGACGUAUAAUGGAGGGAACGCGGAGGCAGUUACUGUUAACGGAGAAACUCUUUUUGACGAUUUCAAAUUAAAGCUGGCUGAAAUGUUUAAUCUGGAAUAUAAGUCUGUUUCCAUCAAGUAUUUUCUUCCUAGAAACAAUAGAACAUUGAUUACUUUAUCAAGUGACAAGGACCUCAAAAGGAUGCUUGGUUAUCACACAGGCUCUAUAACAGCUAAUAUUUAUGUGACUGGAAAAGAAGGUUUUGAUCUUAUCGCCUUGAAUAAAAACGAGAAAAGUGGUAAUGGUAUUGAAGCAGUAGAAGCUGUGAAUAAAGAUAUUCAAAAGGGGGAAGUAGUGGAAACCGCAAACGGUGUAGUUAUUCCUUCAGCCUCAACUGCCGCCGCCUCUACUUCUUCUGCUCUGUUUGAUGUGGCAAUUCAGGUUAGCGAUGUCGCUAGUAGAAAAGCGACAAAAAAAGGAGGAUCUAAAAGAGCUCGUAAAGUCGUUACUCCUAAUUCUAAGAAGACGUUAAUAGAAGUUGAUGUAACUGCUUCGGAUUCUAUUUCUUCUACUUCUGAUGACGAUGAUGAUGAUGACGGCGAUGAUAUUGCCCUUCAUGGUGAAGAUGAUGAUGAUGAUGAUGAUUAUUACUGUAGAACUAAUUCUUCACCAUUCGACGGAACACUGAAAAUCGACAUGCUUUCGACCCCAGCUGAUUCCGUUAAGAAGAGAAGGCGUUCAUCUCGCUUGAACAGUGUCAAAAAUAGUACUUCGAAAGAUGAAGAACUCGAUCAAGACAAUUUUGACCUUACCUAUACCGACGAUAUAUCAUUUAUGAAACUCGUCGCCACUUGGAAAGACGGUAUAACCGGAAUUAACCAAGAAUUCAAGGACAUUAACGACUUUCGCGACACCUUACAGAAAUACGCAAUAGCGCAACGAUUCGGGUUCAGGUUAAAGAAGAAUGACGUCAACCGUGCCAGUGGCGUUUGUGUAGUUGAAGGCUGUUCCUGGAAGAUCAGUGCUUCGAGGAUUGCUUCUUCGAAAACGAUUAAAAUUAGGAAGUUCAACGAUUCCCACACUUGUAAUGGGGAAUCAUGGAAAUCGGCUCAUCCUGCUAAGAGGUGGCUGAUGAAGAGAAUAAAGGAGAAGCUAAGCGACUCCCCCCAUUCUAAGCCUCGAGCAAUCGCGAGCAAAAUCCUGCAGGAUUUCGGAAUGGAGAUGAAAUAUUCUCGGGAUUGGCGAGGAAUUGAGAAUGCGAUCCAGGGAUCGCAUUCUGAGGCCUACAACAUGUUGCCUCGUAUUUGCGAGAAAAUAACUUGUGAAAACCCUGGAAGCAUCGCAGACUUAGUGAUCGACGACGAGAAACAAUUCCGUAGCCUCUUCGUGAGUUUUCGAGCUUCGGUUCAAGGUUUCCUAAGCGGUUGUCGCCCGCUCGUGUUUCUCGAGUCGAUUUCUCUUAGGUCGAAAUAUCAGGAGUCUUUGUUGAUCGCGACCGGUCUAGAUGGUGAUGAGUCGGUCUUCCCAAUCGCUUUCGCGAUUGUGGACGUUGAAAGCGACCUCAAAUGGCGUUGGUUUUUGGAACAAAUGAAGCCCUCUUUAUUAUCGGCAUCUGAUGGACCCAUCUUGACUUUUGUCUUCGAUCGAGAGACCGGAUUAAAGGAUAUCGUGAACGAGGUUUUUAUCAACAAUGCUUAUUGCGGUUAUUCAAUGUAUCACCUUCUAGAAGGUCUCAACAGUUGCUCGAAAGGACCUUUUCACGGCGAAGGGAGAAUCUCACUUCCCGUGAAUUUUGUAGCCGCCGCUCAAUCAGUUCGAGUUGCGGGCUUCCGGAAGUUCACUGGACAGAUAAAGAACGUUUCUUCCGAUGUCUACGAUUGGGUCAUGCAGAUUGAGCCCGAAUGCUGGACCACCUCAUUGUUCAAAGGCGAGCGUUUCAACCACAUAACCGAAAAGAUAUCACAAUCCUACGACGAAUUGAUGGAAGAAGUUCAGGAUUUCCCGAUAACCCAGAAGAUCGACUCGUUAAUCAACAUGAUAACAUAUUCGACAAGCACCCGAAAGGAGAACUCCGAGAACUGGUCUACAAAACUAACUCCCUCAAAGGAGGAGAAGUUACGUGAGGAAAUCUUCGACUCGCGGGGACUCAAGGUGCUGACAUCAUCCGACACAAUGUUCGAGGUCCACGGGGAAGCCAAACACGUGGUGAAUCUCGAGAAGUGCGAGUGCACUUGCCUGAAGUGGCGGACCACUGGGCUACCUUGCAGCCAUGCUAUCGCUGUUUUUAGUUGUAAAGGAAAGAACGUUUAUGAUUAUUGUUCGAAGUUCUUCAUGGUGGAUGCUUUUAAGGCGGCGUAUAUGGAAACUAUAAAUCCGGUUUUGGGUAUUAAUAAGAUGACGAAGAAAAAGGAAGAAGAUGGUGGGGAUGAAGAAGCUGUGGAGGUGCUUCCUCCUCCUAAUUCUCCGGUUUCGAGUCAACCGAAGAUGAAGGAGGUUAAGGCGCCGAAAGUUGGUGCGAGGACUAUGACCUGUACGAAAUGCAAGCGGAUUGGGCACAAUAAAACCUCGUGUAAGGGCGAGUUGUAGGUUUGUGUACCGAAUCCGGAUUCAAUAACAUGGCUGGCUGGCUGUUGGUAUGAUGAAUAGGUAUGUUGUACAGCUUUGUGAAACUUAGUUAUUGACUUGUAGAAAGAUAUAAGGGAGGUUUUUUUUAUAUGCUUUUUUUUAUAAUUUGUUUUAAAAAGGGAUUAUUAUUAUUAUUAUUAUUAUUAUUAGUAUUAUGUGCUACUAUUUUAGGACUGAUUAACUUUGCAAUGCUUAUGUUUGUUGUAAGCUUGACUUAAAAACAUUUUAUAUGGCUGAAAAAUGUUAUGCUUGUUCUUA
Impatiens glandulifera is the source of this 3070-nucleotide messenger RNA. RefSeq lists its product as uncharacterized. NCBI's taxonomy places the organism in Eukaryota, Viridiplantae, Streptophyta, Magnoliopsida, Ericales, Balsaminaceae. The record is from RefSeq and is a predicted model, not a curated record. Bases 137 to 2773 code for a protein of 878 amino acids. Gene Ontology annotation, molecular function: zinc ion binding; protein binding. The transcript is spliced from 3 exons.